Messenger RNA from Camellia sinensis, 828 nucleotides. Lineage: Eukaryota; Viridiplantae; Streptophyta; Magnoliopsida; Ericales; Theaceae. The record is from RefSeq and is a predicted model, not a curated record.
AUGGUAGAUGAAGAAAUUACAGUGGGCUUUGAGGAUGAUGCGUUGACUAUAAAAGAGCGACUUGCCGGAGGGAAGCAGCAGCUACAAAUGAUAUCAAUUGUUGGGAUGCCUGGACUCGGUAAGACUACUUUAGCCACAAAACUGUACAAUGAUCCUUACAUCAUACACUACUUUCAUAUUCGUGCAUGGACCUAUGCUUCUCAAUUACCCAGAAAAACAGAUAUGUUGUUGGAUAUUUUACGUUCUGUUAAUGUCGUCUUUACCGAUGAAAUUAAAAACAUGACCAAUGAGAAGCUAGGCGAAAAGUUGUACAAGCAAUUAAAAGGCCAGAGGUAUCUCAUUGUCAUUGAUGAUUUAUGGGAUAUUGGUGCCUGGGUCAAUCUUAAAAUGUAUUUCCCCAAUGACAACAAUGGAAGUAGAGUUAUGUUUACUAGUCGCCUCAAAGAGGUGGCUAUGCAUGCCUCACCUGAUUGCCAUCAUCAUUGUCUGCGUCCUCUCACUGAAGAAGAGAGUUGGGAGUUGUUACAACGGAAGGUGUUUCAAAAUGGACGUUGCCCUCCAGAACUGAUUGAAAUUGGGAAGCAAAUAACGAAAAGAUGUGGAGGGCUUCCACUUGCAAUUGUUGUAAUUGCAGGACUUCUUGCAAAGAACAUCAAGACACAAGAGUCGUGGAAACAAGUUGCCCAAAGUGUAAGCUCAUACAUUGUUAGUGAUCCAAACCAGUACUUGGACACACUAGCAUUGAGUUACAAUCACUUGCCUCGUCACUUGAAACCAUGCUUCCUUUAUUUAGGAGUAUUUCAAGAAGAUCAAAAAAUCUUGGUGUAG